AUGGCGACUAAAGCCAUCCAUGGGAACUCGCAAUUCCAGAUGUCCUCCUAUCUACGCUGGACGUGGGAUUCAUUUGGUGGAGGGUACCAUACUGAAAUUGACCACAUCAUCGUCAGCAGAAGACUCUGGCUGGUGGGUGUAGCUGUUGUGCCAAAGUGUUACAGGGGACCGAACCAUCGCGUUCUCAGGGAAAGAACUCCUUUUACCCGGAGAGAACAGAAAGCCGCUAAGUUCAGAGAGCGAAGUCCCAGAACUACCGUUGACUGGGAUCUCUUCGCUACGCUAGCCGGCUCUUGGGAAGAUUCAAUGGACAGAAUUGACGAUGAAUGCGACCAGGUCGUAGAACAUCUUCGUGACUGCACGAGGAGAGCUCAGAGUUCUAAAAACUUCAAGAGACGCUUGCUUUUGGAAACUCUAGAUCUUUUACAGUAA
This is a messenger RNA of Necator americanus (New World hookworm), 432 nucleotides long. RefSeq lists its product as uncharacterized. The coding region runs from base 1 to 432 and encodes 143 amino acids. Lineage: Eukaryota; Metazoa; Nematoda; Chromadorea; Rhabditida; Ancylostomatidae. The transcript has a single exon. The record is from RefSeq and is a predicted model, not a curated record.